Messenger RNA from Helobdella robusta, 342 nucleotides. RefSeq lists its product as hypothetical. Gene Ontology annotation, molecular function: dynein intermediate chain binding. The transcript has 5 exons. The record is from RefSeq and is a predicted model, not a curated record. Lineage: Eukaryota; Metazoa; Annelida; Clitellata; Rhynchobdellida; Glossiphoniidae. The coding region runs from base 1 to 342 and encodes 113 amino acids. Gene Ontology annotation, cellular component: cytoplasmic dynein complex; cytoplasm. Gene Ontology annotation, biological process: microtubule-based movement.
AUGGAAGACGGCCUCACCUCUGAGGAAACAACUUUUGUGGUUGAUGACGUCAGCAACGUUAUAAAAGAGGCAAUAGAAAGUGCAAUUGGUGGGAGUAUGUACCAGCACAGCAAAGUCAACCCGUGGACCAACAAUGUAGUUGAACAAUGCCUAAACCAGUUAUCAAAAUUGGGCAAGCCAUUCAAAUAUAUUGUCACAUGUGUAAUAAUGCAAAAGAGUGGGGCUGGAUUACACACAGCUAGUUCAUGUUAUUGGGAUAGUAUUACUGAUGGAAGCUGCACUAUUAGAUGGGAAAACAAGACAAUGUACUGCAUAGUUAGUGUAUUUGGUGUGGCUAUCUAA